AGGCACGUGGACCCAGGCCUCACCGUGGGAAGGGGGUGGUGACAGGCGCAGGAGAAAGAGAUCGCUCCAAACAAGUUCUCUUCGCCUCACUUCUCUUCCACAAGCCAGUCUUCUAGUCCCCUAGUCCCCAAACUCCCAGUACCUUGUGCUCCUUCCGAGGAUACCAUGUUGCUUUUCACCCUCCUGCUAGAGGUGAUUUGGAUCCUGCCUGCAAACGGGGGUCAACACUGGACAUACGAGGGCCCACAUGGUCAAGACCAUUGGCCAGCCUCUUACCCUGAGUGUGGAAGCAAUGCCCAGUCUCCCAUCAAUAUCCAGACAGACAGUGUGACUUUUGACCCUGAGUUGCUCGUUCUGCAGCCCCAUGGAUAUGAACAGCCUGGCACCGAGCCUUUGGACCUGCACAAUAAUGGCCACACAGUGCAACUCUCUCUACCCCCCACUCUGUAUCUGGAGGGACUUCCCAGAAAAUAUGUAGCUGCCCAGCUCCACCUGCACUGGGGUCAGCGAGGAUCCCCGCGGGGCUCAGAGCACCAGAUCAAUGGUGAAGCCACAGCUGCAGAGCUCCACAUUGUACAUUAUGAUUCCGAUUCCUACAAUAGCUUGAGCGAGGCUGCUCAGAGGCCUCAGGGCCUGGCUGUCUUGGGCAUCCUGAUUGAGGUGGGUGAGACCAAGAAUCCAGCUUAUGAACACAUUCUGAGUCACUUGCAUGAAAUCAGGCAUAAAGAUCAGAAGACCUCAGUGCCGCCCUUCAACGUGAGAGAGCUGCUCCCCCCUCUGCUGGCGCAGUUCUUCCGGUACAAUGGCUCGCUCACCACACCCCCCUGCUACCAGAGUGUGCUCUGGACGGUCUUCAAUCGAAAAGCCCAGAUCUCGAUAGGACAGCUGGAGAAGCUCCAGGAGACUUUGUUCUCCACAGAAGAAGAGCCUUCUAAGCUCCUGGUGCGGAACUACCGAGCCCCCCAGCCUCUCAAUCAGCGAGCAGUCUUUGCUUCUUUCAUCCAAGUGGGAUCCUUGUAUACCACAGGUGAAAUGCUGAGUCUAGGAGUGGGAAUCUUGGUUGGCUGUCUCUGCCUUCUGCUGGCCCUUUAUUUCAUCGUUAGAAAGAUUCGGAAGAAGAGACUGGGAAACCGGAAAAGUGUGGUCUUCACCUCAGCACGAGCCACCGAGGCAUAGACUCCAUCUCGGACACCAUAGAUGCCUUCCCCUCGCCUAUUAGGGAGCUUGUAAAGUGGUGUGUUGGGACUGGCCAGAAAAUCCUGUAGGAAUAGGCCAACACCCCUCCUUCCUCCAGGCAGCCCCUACACAGAGGUGUGGACAGGCUCUUGUUCAAGGAAGAACAACAGAGCCAUGAGCCUCUCAAAACAUACAGGAGAUCAGGAGACCCCCAUGUUGACAAUGCAGCAGGCAAACUGUGCUUAGGGGAUGUUGGGGAUGUGUCCCAAAGUCCCCCACCUCCUCAUCUUUAUAUUGCUGUCCCUAGAUAGAGUGCAGGACCUCCCCUGAGGAAAAAGAGUUGCUGUUGUUGGGGGGUUUUUUUUGCUCAAUAUAUUUGGAAAUUAAAGUUUCUGACCCCA
Molecule: messenger RNA, 1577 nt
Organism: Vicugna pacos (alpaca)
Lineage: Eukaryota; Metazoa; Chordata; Mammalia; Artiodactyla; Camelidae
Source: RefSeq, a predicted model, not a curated record